Messenger RNA from Macrosiphum euphorbiae (potato aphid), 804 nucleotides. The record is from the annotation of a GenBank genome assembly. NCBI's taxonomy places the organism in Eukaryota, Metazoa, Arthropoda, Insecta, Hemiptera, Aphididae.
AUGUAUCACCCCAUUCCAUUACCCUUUUUUAUGAAGGAGGACAAUGCUGUUAUCAUUGAGCCAGAGAUUGAUUAUAUAGCUUUUAGCGAUGAUAGCGAAUUCUAUUUCACCUUGACUCAACAACAAAGUGAUUCUUGUACUAGGCUAACUUCAUACACUAUUUGCAAAGGCAAUGAACCAAUUCAACGAAGGGCAUCCUCUAAAAUGUGCGAGGUAGAAAUCUUAAAAAAUCCGCAAUUUCUUCCGAUUUCAUGUAAAAGUAAAUACAUAAAACUUGAUGUAAGCAUUUGGAACCGAUUAUUUAAAACGGAUUCUUGGAUUUAUUGUACUCGUUCUGAAUUUGUAACCCUAAAUUGUAAAAACCCUCAAAAAUCAUUCCAGUUUAAUAUUAAAGGCAUUGGCCGACUUAGUAUCUCUCCUUCUUGUAUACUACACACAACUAUGGCAAUAAUGUCACCUAUCUUAAACACAUUUAUUAACCAUACAUUAGAUUUAGUACCGGAAAGUCCGUUGUUUAAUAUAAGUAACAUCAAGGAAUUAGAUAUAGAAGAUAUUAAUCCCCAUACACUCAGUCAUUUUGGUUUAUAUAAAAAUCUCCGCCAAGCAAUACGUGAAUCCACAAUAGAACGAAAAUCGAAUAAUAGAAUAACAGAAAACAUUUUAAUAGUUCCAAUGGAAUAUCAUAUUAUUGUAGAAUAUCUUUGUAUUUUAAUAGUAGUAAUAGUUAUCGUAUUUUUAUUUGUAAAAUCAAAAAAGCAAAAAACCUAUGUUUAUAAGCCAGAAAUAGCAGAAACUGAAUGUUAA